Molecule: messenger RNA, 1050 nt
Organism: Meloidogyne enterolobii
Lineage: Eukaryota; Metazoa; Nematoda; Chromadorea; Rhabditida; Meloidogynidae
Source: the annotation of a GenBank genome assembly
UUUUUCUAUGAAUUUCUUCUUGGAAAUGAUCGUCAAGUUGCUUAUGAAAUUAAGGAUGAAUAUGUUGAUACUACCAGCAAAAUGUUUUUUACAUAUUUUAAGGCUUAUGUAACUAGGCUUUUUAAAUUACUGAUGUCAGAUAAAGCAACAAAAUUUGAUUUACUCGGUUCUGACAACACAUGUUUUAAACAACCUACAACACUUUCUAAUUUGCCAAACAUUUUUACAUCUUCAAAUAAAACACACCAACAACAUCAACAACAUAAAGGACAAGCAACAGUGUUUUCUUUAGGAAAUCGUCAAAAUGCACUUUUGGAUGAUAUUUUAGCUCCUUUAAUUGUUCCUAAUGUUGCACAGGAAAAUAAUGAAACAUUCCAAUUUGAAUCACUCUUUCGAAGCGUUCAAUAUGCUAUUGUUGAUCAUUGUAGUAGAGAAUAUCUCUUCCUUUGUGAUUUUUUUCUUGUAACAGAUCAAUCGGCAGUAGAUUUGUUUACUCAUGUUAUGGGACGUUCUAUUACACUUUUACUGAAAACUUUAGAAGAACGUAUAAAUUUAAAUUAUGAUGCAAUAUCUUUAUUUAUUUGUAUUUGUUUUUGUACAAAAUAUCGUCAAUUAAUGGUUUCACGUGGAGUUUUGGCUAUUGAAACAUAUUGGGAAAAUGUUGAAAAAAUGUUGUGGGAUAGAUUUGAAGUUGUAAUGAAAUCACAUAAUGAAAGUAUUAGACAAUUAGAUGUUAGAAAAAUGACUGUGGAUACGAGGCCUCAUUAUGUAAUUAGAAGAUAUGCAGAAUUAACAAGUUCUUUGUUGGUUUGUAGUGAUUUGGCUUAUAAAAAAAUUAAUAGUCAAUUAAUUGCAAUUUUAUCUAGACAACAAGCAGAAAUUGAAGGUUUAUUAAAUCGUUUAGCUACACAAUUAAAGACAAAAAAGGAGAGGCUAGUAUUUCAAAUAAAUAAUUAUGAUGUGAUACUAACUGUUUUGAAUGUGAGUUUAAUUAAAAAAAAUUUUUUUUCAUUUUUUGGGGGAUUUUUACGGUGUGAUAAAUUUUGCUAA